This is a messenger RNA of Rodentolepis nana, 4188 nucleotides long. NCBI's taxonomy places the organism in Eukaryota, Metazoa, Platyhelminthes, Cestoda, Cyclophyllidea, Hymenolepididae. The record is from the annotation of a GenBank genome assembly.
AUGGGUGGCCUGCUCGUCUUUGUUUGUGAAAAUGGUAAGGAAAAGGACAAGGAUGAAGUAAUUCACUAUUUGGUAUUAGGUGAAGAAUGUGUUUGCGAAUUAUCCGGUGAAGUCUAUGAAGUGGAAGUUGGACUAUCAGCAUCUUUGGUAACUCUUCCAUCAACUUUAAUUGGGACGCAUGGAUACACUAAAGUUGCUAUACAAAAUUUAAGCAAUCAAAUAGUGAAAUUCACCUGGACAUUGAAAAAUGCUACGCAAAAUAUCGUUAUCCAGCCUACAACGGGAAUCUUGAACCCUAAAACAGAGAGAGAAAUAAUAAUUUCAUAUAAUCCCGAUAACGAUGAUUCCAUUAAUGCUACUGCUUUGUGUACCGUAACGGGAAGAAAAGAUCCUCUCAAAUUGGAAAUAUGCGGUCGUGGAAGGGCCCCAAUUAUUGAAUUUUCCUUUACCCAUAUGGAUACUGGAAACAUUCUAGUCACAACUCCCCAAACUUUUGAACUGAUCUUACAGAGCAAAAGUGAAGCCGAGACGCACUUCACCACUCAGUCGAAUUCUGGAAGUCUAUUUGUUUCCCCUGUUGAGGGAAAAAUAAAUGCGUAUGGAUACCAAACAAUAAGAAUUAGAAUUCAGUCAACUCGUCUUGGUUAUUUUGAAGAGAAACUUAGGUUUCAAUUUGCUGGAAGCUCAAAAAUACAUUCCGUUGACUUCAGUGGUGAAAUAACUGCACCAGAAAUUAUAUCUGAGCCAAACUAUUUGGACUUCGGAGACGUUGCAUUUGACUACGGAGCUUCAAAGCUAUUGAAAUUAAUAAAUGCAUCACCUCUUUGCCUUCCAAUAAAACUGCUAGUUAAUGAUGCAGAAGGAGUUAUAGUCAACAAAUCUGAAAUUUUCCUCGAAAAACAGGAGGCAACAUUAAUUGAACUAAUUUACUUGGCUUCGGAAGUUGGACUUACAGAAGGCAAUUUAGCGAUUAACGUGGAAUCGGUUGGCACAAUACUGGAAAUUCCUAUUAGAGCGCGAUGUUGUAUUCCAAGAAUAAAACAAUGUGUAAAGAGAAUCGAGAUGGAGUCCUGUUUCAUAAAUCAUCCAAAGGCAUUUCAAAUUGAAAUCGAUAAUCCGACAAAUAUCUCAGCAAAAUAUCGAGUAAUGGGAGUAGAAACAAAGGAUGUUAAAAUAAUCCCUAUUUCAUCUACGGGAAUUCUUCCUCCCAAUACGAUUUAUUUUAUUAAGUUCGACUUACUCGGUAAAAAUGUUGGCAAUCUGAGAGAAAAUAUUGAAAUUUCAAUCGUUGGUGCUGAAUAUGAGCCUCUGAUUUUUGAAAUUACUUGCGAAUGCGUGGGACCUGUCUUAUCACUUAAUACAAAGUGUAUCGAUUUUGGUGAAAUUACAAUCCUCACGCCAUUUCAAAGGGUUAUGGAACUUUUCAAUUUAUCGCCUAUUCCUGCAAAUGUCACCUGUUAUAUCAUAAAGAAAUCAACUAAUUUUGAAGUGUCUCCACAACGAUUGAUAAUUCCACCAUUCGCAAAAGGACAUAUUGAAAUUACCGUCUUCGUAAAAGCGGUUGGCGUAGAGGCUACUGAUGUAGUAGAAAUAAGUACUGAAUAUACUUCAUCGAUACCGUGGAAGGUUGAUCUAAGGGCAAUCAGCACUGGAGAUCUGAUAUCUGUUGAGCCAGAGUUGAAACAAAGUCUUGAAAUGGGUCAGCAAUUUGUAAACCUUCCUCAAAUUUACGAAUUCACGGUGACUAAUUGCAGUUACGCCCAACAAAGGCUUGUCUGGACAAUUGAAAAUGUACAAAGAAUUCAAGGAGGUGGCAAGCGAAAGAAAUCAAAAGCCGACGACUUUGAGAUACUGCUAAAUCCGCAAAAAAUUGAGCUGAAGUCGUCCCAAAGUAUUAAUAUUUCGCUUAAGAUAACGUCAUCUGGGCGGCAGAAAAUUCAAUUCACUCUCCAAUGCCAUUCGGUCUUAGCCAAUAAGGGGCACAAGAGACUUCUACGGGAAUGCAGAGUAUCAGUAGAAUUUAUUGAACCCAUGAUUUCAAUCAUCCCAAACCCGAUUAAAUUCUACAUUCUUAAGGAAUGUGGGAAAGAAAUUGAAAAUCAAUAUCAAAAUAUUUCAAUUAUAAACGAGGCGGACAUAGAAACAUCAGCAAACCUGGCUAUUCCAGAACCACUUUUUAUAGUUGAAGAUGGACAAAUUUUUCAAAGUUUGAAUCUUUCAAUUACUCACAAAGAACUUCGAAAUAUCACCAUUGGUUAUGCUGCAAAUAGCUCCAACAGUAAAUGUUCAAGUUAUUCAUUGACGAAACAAUUAAUUAUAUCAUUCCAUGAUCAUCCUUUGAAAAUGAAAAUAUCAGUCUUAGCUCAGGUUUAUUUUCCUAAUCUACAAAUUAUGGAAAAGACUAUUGAUUUUGGGAGUAUUCUAAACGGAUCAUCUCUUAUCAAAUCGAUUAUCUUAUAUAAUGACCAACCUAUCGAAGCUAAAUAUGAAUGGACGUUAUCGAACGGUUGUGUUAAAGAUAAUCCAAGUAAACCAUUGCGAAUUCCAAAACGCUCGAAAUCUCUUGAAGUACUAAACGCUUAUAAUGAAGAUAUUGGACGCUGUUCAUCGAUUUCUAAAAUCGAUUCUUUGUACUACGAAGACGUAUUUUCAGUAUCCCCGCCUUUCGGUUCAAUAAAGCCAGGAGAGAGCAUAUCGACUGAUUUUAAAUUUACUGGUUAUCAUGACUUAUCAGCAAAAUGCACUGCAAAAUGUAAAAUAAUCGAUGGUAUGGAUCACGAAAUCGAUUUAAUUGGGCAGAGUUCAACAUCUGACUGCUAUAUUACAACUACUAGCCUAUCGUUUGAAGACAUUCUUUUCAGCAAGGAUGCAACCAGAAUAUUUCAAAUUUACAACGCUGGCAAAGUUACCUGUCCAUACUACUUCACUUGGGACAAGAAUGAUUUAAGUUUAAAAAUCGAUCCAUCAGAGGGUGAAGUACCUGCAAAAGGAGUAACGGAAGUAGUGAUCUCUGUCACAGUUCCAAAGCCUCAAGAAUUCAAUGUCUUCGCCAAAGUUCACCUAGCAAAACUGCCUCCGAAAAACAUUAGGUUUUACGGAAAAGCAUGUUUUCCCCACUUCAAAUUUAAAUCUUUAAUUCCUAAUGACAGCGUCUACUUUUGUAAUGACCCUUGUGAAUUCGCAGCUUCCCUAACUGCGAAUGUGUUAGAUUAUCCGCUGAAACUUCCAACAGUAAAGCUUGAUCUAUCUGAUAUGCUCUGUGGAGAAACGAAAACCGUGAAGAUGGAAUAUGUGCAAACGAUCCAUAGAUUCGUUAGUGCAAUUACAAUCGAUAAACCAGUUAAAAGACAUCUAGCAGAAAAUGGGUUAACCAUCACAAUUGGAAGAGAAAUUGAAGCGAUAUUCGAUUCUUCUAAAACCAAAAUUGGUGAAGUUAUUCUGGAUAUACCAUUAAAAAUUCAUGAGAAGAUUAUACAACCACUUCAAGUCCAUGCUAAUAUUGUCCCACUUGAGUUUAGAGUUAACCCAAGAGAGAUUGAUUUCGGGGAUGUUUAUUUAAAUGAAGCAAGAAUAAUUUCAGUCCAACUGCAUAAUCCGACUCCCUUUCAAUUAUCCUGGGAUCUUCUAGCUACUGAAGCAUCUGGAGGAUCAAUCGAAGUACAGCCUAAAUAUGGUAGAUUGAACCCAGAUCAAAAGGAAAAUGUCUACAUUAAAUUUCAUCCAAGGACUGGAGAUGCUAUAACUGAGAAAAUCAAUGUGCGGAUUAAUGGAAGUGGAUCCACAUCAACAAUCAGUUGUCAAGGUAAAGGGUUGGAACCCCGUCUCAUUGUCGAGCCGAAAGGAAUUGAAUUCAGACCUCUGAAAUCGUGCGAAGAUUAUGACGAGAAGAUCAUAGUCAUCAAAAAUUCAUGCAACUUUGAUGUGGAAUUUUACAGUGCAGAUUUCGAUGAAGCUCAUAUUCAAGAGGAAAAGAUUCUUGAAUGCUGUCCACUCUUUCAAGAAUCUGAAGAGGUACUGAUACCACCGAGAAAACCUGGUGAAGAACUGCCAAAGGAAAUGCGUGAUGUAUUUGCUCAGAUACAGAAAUCUGGAGCAGGCAAGAUAAAGGUGAUUCAAUUUUUUUAUACUGGUGAUUGUUACCAAUGUCAAAACUUAUUUACUUAUAAAUCAUUAAAUUGUGAAAUAUAA